This is a messenger RNA of Durusdinium trenchii, 2329 nucleotides long. The record is from the annotation of a GenBank genome assembly. Lineage: Eukaryota; Dinophyceae; Suessiales; Symbiodiniaceae.
GCAGCCAGACGCUUUGACACCUCAGCCUAUCUCUGAUACCGUUGAUACCUCGAUGGCCAUGGAGAAGGAUGAACGCUUUGGUGCGACUUGCAGAGCUUCGAGGAAGCCUGGAGGAAGGUGUUUAUUACACAGAGGUCAUGGUGGGAUCUCCAAGGCCACAAAAUGCGUCCUUGAUUGUCGACACGGCAAGCUGGAUCACAGAGAUGACGUGUGCAGGUUGCAAAGUUUGCGGCAAACACAUCAAUCCACAGUUCGACAUUGCCAGGAGCCGAACUGCUUCAUUGUUGUCGUGCAGGUCAGUCUGUCCAGGUCUAUGCCACAAGGACAAAUGCACUUUCAAAGAGAAGUACCUUGAGGGGUCUUCAUUGGAAGGGCUGUGGUUUCAGGAUCAGCUCCGGUUUGAUCCUGGGAGUCCAGAUGGAGGAGGCAAGGGCAAGGGUAUUUUUGCAACCUUUGGGUGCAGUUUCAAGGAGACGGGCCUGUUUGCUUCCCAACGACAAAAUGGCAUCCUUGGACUUGCACCUGGCUCUGAAGCCAAACCAACCUUGGUUUAUCACAUUUUCAAGAAGGCCGAACGCAACAGCCACGUGUUCACUCUAUGCUUGAGACGCAGAGGUGGUUACCUGACCUUCGGGCAGAAGCGCUCGCAUGGACAUGCCAAGGUCCCAUUAGCCAUCAGUUCGCACGGCAAGUACAGCAUCCAGGUGCAGGGCAUGAAGGUCAAUGGGAAAACGCUGCAAGUCAGGUUGGGUAAAGCUCAGCUGGAUUCUGCAUCCACACUAACAUACCUUCCUCCCCACGCCGAGAAAGUGCUUCGGAGAGCCAUCGAGGAGCACUGCGGGCCGAGUCACUGCGGGCAUCCACCAAGUUCAGGAGGUGACGAGGUCAGCAGAAGCUGCUGGCGUCAAGGCAAGAAAAGCCUCAGCAUGCACCGCUUUCCAGUUCUGUCUUGGAUCUUACAAGGCAUGGAGGUGCAGUGGAUGCCGAGCCAAUAUCUUCUAAGACACGAAAACAAUCAGAGGCUUUGUUAUACCUUCCGGCCCACAGAAGUAUUGCCUGACGGUUCACAAGUUGUACUGGGAGCUUCAUGGAUGAUCAACCAGGAGCUCCUAUUCGACAUUGGUAGCAAGCGCCUUGGGUUGUGGAACUCAACCUGCCAGAGUCCCGCUCUUACUCAGCCCACACCACUUCAAAACUUGCGGGGGCGUGCAGGAAAGUGGCCUUCUCCUACGCCCAAAUCGUUUCCUUCCAUCCUGCCAAACAACAGGACGCAAAUCAUGCCUUUCUCUGGGACAUCACCGAAGCUUGCAGGUAUAUUAGGCUCUGACAAUGCAAUGGCAGUUUUGCUGCUACCAAAGACUGAGAUGGGGACAGUCUGGCUUGCAUCAGGACUGGUACUCGCUGGAACAUGUGCCAGUCUUUGCGCUUUCGGAAGGCGUGCUCUGUGGAGAUUUUUGCGAGACCUUUGCAAGCCCUGGAGAAGAUGAGCAACAGCAGAGCAGAUCUCGGCAGAUGAGAGCAGAGUAGCAACAGCAGCACAACGUCACAAUUCCUUCAUGUGACUGCCUGGUCUUGAUGACGUGCCAGGCAGAACAUACCCCAUGAUGGUCAAGACGGUUUUGUGAGCGCAGCAGAUAGCCAUUGAGAACCAUUUGCCAUGUGUCUAUUUGGGUGGCGGCGCAUAUUUGCCACUGCAAGACGAGGUGUUUCCAGGUUGCAUCCACUUGUGCGACCAACAUUGAUUAGCAUUAUGGACACAGAGCAGCGAGAAAGUGGAGGAACCAGUUUGGCUCAUAAUCUGGGACGUUGCUGAUUGUGAGUGGGCUGGACGUCUGUGAAGCUUGAAGGUGCAGGAGCUGCCGCGAUUGCCUGGGACUGUAUUGGAUUGUCAACGGCCUUUCCGGAUCCCAACUUCCAAUUGGGUGCACAUGUCAGACAUGUUUUGAAUAGGUGAUUUUGCUCAGAUCUUGCAAGUCCUGAAGAAGAUGAGCAUAUGCAGCCUUCGCAGCAAAAGAUCUCAGCUGAUGACAGCAGAGCCACAGAGCACAAAUCUAUACACAAUUUGGAUGUCGGAUGCUCCAUACUCAUUGCGUCUCAUGGAUUGGUGACAGGAUCAGUAAGAACUAGUAUAAUCCUUAGUUGAGUUGGCAAGAGCAUAAUAAAGAUCCUGUCCUGGAUUGACUAUCAAUCUUUGUCAUUCCCAAGAUACUUCAACAGUUGUGCAUUUGAAGAUUCUACCAGAGGACCGUCAUGGAGAACGUCGCUACUUUUGGCUCCAAACUUGCACAAUGGAGAACGGCGGUGCGCCAUGCCGCCGGGGUGGCCUGAC